GUUAACUUGUUUUGUCUGCUAGGUUUAUAGGAUUAUAUUAAAUGUAGCUGCUAAUUAUUCUACUUUGGCUUUAGUGGUUUAUGGCAGGUAUUUUGACUUUGUUUUUUAGGUAGUCUAGAAUUGGUAGUAUUUCGCAAUGAAGCCUGCUUCCUAAAUGAAGAGACUAGGAGACUUUCUUUUUGCUAGCCUUUUUUUAAUUUUAGACACCUUUGUAUUUUUUUAAAUGCUGGGAAGAAGUGGGGAUGGCCCCGUGCAGAUGCCUGCAAUAACACUUACAGAUACUCUUCACUUCAGAUAUGGAAUUUGACUUUUCAGUUAAGCUCCUUGUGUCAUAAAAAGUAUAUUUAUUUCUUCUCGAACUGAUGCUCAUGAUAGUGAGAUGUACAUGGAAUAAGAAAGAGAAGAAACUUCAAAAGAAUAGACAAGCUAUUAAAUUCAGAUUUAUCUGACCUGGAUGUAACUUUGUGGAGUCCUUAAAUGUGAAGAAUGGGCAGCUGAUUUCCAAGAAUCAGCUAGAGCUACGGAUGUAGUAUUUUUAAGGAACUCGGGAUAUUAUUACAAGGGAGGCAAACUGGAAAACACAAAUCACGAAGAGUUAAUGCCAAUCUCUGCAGUUCUCUUGGAUUUUGUUUAUUUUCAACAGAAUCCAGUGCUGCUUGAAAUAUGUAAGAUGGACAAAACAACCUAGUGCAUAAAUGGCAGUGGCAUCAGCCAGGACAGUGUUGGAACUGGGGGCACUGUCUUUUUCCAGAGGACCGUGCAUUUUCCACAAAGAUAGUCAUCCUCCAUCUAGACGCUGCCUUUAUGCCAAAGGCAUUUGCAAUGAGGUGUUGAAGCCUUGUUUCACUGACUUGGUGAGACUGGACCUAAAUGGCGCAGCAUGACUUUGCUCCAGCCUGGCUUAAUUUUCCUACUCCACCAUCAUCAUCAUCAAAGUCAUCACUGAAUCUUGAGAAGCAUUCCGAAAGCUUUUCAUGGACUGAGAACCGUUAUGAAGUUAACCGUAGGCGGCACAACUCUUCUGAUGGAUUUGAUCCUAGUAGUGGCCGUUCAAAUGGAGGGCAUCUGGGAAGAAAAGAGAGGAAUGGCUGGCGCUCACAAGGUAGAAAUGGCACUGAAAACACAAAUCACAGAGGGGGAUACCAUGGCGGGAGUUCACGUGCUCGCACCGGCAGCUUCCAUUCUGGGAAAAGCCAAGGACAGCAUGAAAGCAAUGCACCUGACUGUGAGACUCUGAAAAAGGAAGACAAGGAAGAACACAAACAAUUUGAAGCUGAAGAUUUUCCAUCCCUGAAUCCUGAAUAUGAGAGAGAACCAAACCAGAAUAAAUCCUUAGCUGCAGGUGUUUGGGAAUAUCCUCUAAAUCCUAAAUCUAGAUCUCCACGAAUGCUGGUCAUUAAAAAAGGCAAUACAAAAGAUUUACAGAUAUCUGGAUUCCCUGUGGGAGGAAACGUUCAUUCACAGCCAGCUAAGAAUGGGACUGGUACAAGUGUUUAUAAAGGCUUAGUUCCCAAGCCUGUAAUUCCACCAGCAAAGUCUAUGCAGUGGAAAAGCCAAACAAAAGAGAACAAACUUGGGACUCCAUUUCCUCAUGAUUCUGCAUAUGGUAUUGGAAACUUCAGUGCUUUCAAAUCUACUGCCAAGACUGUUGGAUCACAGAAUUCAGUGAAAGAGUGCAAUCGGUCAAAUUCCUCAUCCCCAGUGGAUAAACUUGGCCAGCCUCGCUUAACCAAAUUAACGCGAAUGCGGACUGAUAAAAAGAGUGAAUUUUUGAAGACGUUGAAACGGGAUCGAGUUGAAGAAGAACAUGAUGAAAACUGUGUUGGGCAAGAGAAGGAGGACGACGAUGAAUUUAAUUUACAUAACAGCAACAGUGGCCACCAAGAGAGGGACAUAAACCGAAACUUUGAAAAUGAAAUUCCGCAAGAAAAUAGAAAUGCUGCAGUGAUUUCCGAGCAGAUCAUCCGCUCUUCAACAUUUCCUCAGACUGAUGUCCUUUCAAGCUCACUUGAAGCAGAGCAUCGAUUGUUAAAGGAGAUGGGCUGGCAGGAAGACAGCGAAAAUGAUGAGACCUGCGCUCCAUUAACAGAGGAUGAAAUGAGGGAAUUUCAGGUUAUCAGUGAACAGUUACAAAAAAAUGGCCUUAGAAAAAAUGGUAUUCUGAAAAACGGCCUCAUCUGUGACUUCAAAUUCAGUCCGUGGAAAAACAGCACUUUCAAACCAACGAUUGAGAACGAAGACACAGAAACAAGCAGCAGCGACACGUCGGAUGAUGAUGAUGUGUGAAGAUGGCUGGGAAGCAGGAGGCGCUUUUUCUUGCCUCUGGUGCAGUUUGCAAGGGAAUUGCUCGAGUGAGGGGAAGGAACUAUAAUUGAAGUAGUGCUUUGUGCCCCCCGUUAGACGAAGGAUCUUUGGGACUCCUCGUGAAGGAACCUAAGAAUGUUGUGUUGAUGAGCUGUGUUGAAAACAUGACUAUAAUUUCUUUGUAAAUGGAUGUUGUAGAAAUGAGGACUCUGCCCCAACAUUGACUUUUUCAUCACUGCAGCAUUUCUCUGACUAGCAAUGUGACAAUGUAUGAGAAUGAGAUUUUUCUCAUUUAAUAAUAAAAAAAAGAUUAUGUAUUGUUUGGCAAAGUUUUUGUCUUAAACAGCAGGUCUAAGGGGGAAAAGGGCAGCUUGACACAGUGUGUUGCUUGCUGAGAUGGAUUUCUGUAUGGUGGAAAUCCGUAGUAUUCACUUCGUGCACAGACAAUAGAAAGUGUAGCAUGUUGGCUAAAAAAAAUGACAAAAGUGCACUAAAACUUCCAUUUCCUGAACUGUUGUAAUUGUUCCACUUCUUGAUACAUACCAGUAAUUGCUCUCUAGCAGUUUGUACUACAGUAAUUAUGGAAAAGACUUGCUUCAAUUCCAAACUUCACAGAACUGGUGUAAAUCAAAAGCUUUAUUUGGAUGCUACGAGACCCAGGAAUCUGGAUCCUCACAAUGGGCGCUGAUUCUUGUGGGGGAGGGGAAAUAAACAUUAUUUUGAUAAAUUAUUCAGAUGCAGAAAGCUUAUUUCACUGACUGGUCCUGUCAAAC
Gekko japonicus is the source of this 3077-nucleotide messenger RNA. RefSeq names its product GC-rich promoter binding protein 1 (gene GPBP1). NCBI's taxonomy places the organism in Eukaryota, Metazoa, Chordata, Lepidosauria, Squamata, Gekkonidae. Gene Ontology annotation, cellular component: nucleus. Bases 871 to 2286 code for a protein of 471 amino acids. Gene Ontology annotation, molecular function: RNA binding; DNA binding. Gene Ontology annotation, biological process: DNA-templated transcription; positive regulation of DNA-templated transcription. The transcript is spliced from 13 exons. The record is from RefSeq and is a predicted model, not a curated record.